GGGUCACUCGACAAACUGAAAAGCAAACGAAGUUCACAGCCGCGGUUAGCCGGCUGUGCACUAGCUCGCGAGAUUGGGAACCAGGCAGGGUGUUUGAAAACUAGCCUAGCUAACAGGCCAAUUGCUUGAGGUUUGAGGACACGUUUACAGUCCAGAAACACGACCUAUUUGUUAAUGUUGCCAACAAGUUUAUUGCUUAAUGUUAUGAACAGUAGUUUGUGCAGUCAGCUAACGUUUAACCUUAAAGCUAAUUGGUCUUAGCUAUAUUGUAAGCUAGCUGUUAAGUCGUAUUGUCCCGUAAAAAAAGUUAGCAAGCAGGUUGGACAUCUACGUUGGCCAGACAAGCUGUCUGCACACCACUAUAAGCACUGCUGCUCUAGGCUCCAGACAAUUCGACCAGAAUACAGGCUCAAUCACUCAUCUAUCAGUAUCCACCAGCAGUAUAGGUGUUUUAGAGCGAGCUAUGUCAAAUCAGGACCCAUUUUGCAGUUCAAACUGUCAGAUAUUGGGGAGGGGAUCAUGGAGGUCACAGUGAAAGAAUGGUAUGUGAAGGAGGGCGACAAGGUUUCUCAGUUUGACAGCAUCUGUGAAGUACAGAGUGACAAGGCAUCAGUAACGAUCACCAGCCGCUACGAUGGCGUGAUCCGAAAACUCUACUAUGAUAUUGACUCCAUUGCACUCGUGGGCACCCCUCUUGUCGACAUUGAAACUGAUGCUGGUCCGGAGGUGGCCCCAGAAGAAGAUAUAGUAGAGACCCCAGCAAUGGCACAAGAUGAGCACACCCACCAGCAAAUCAAGGGACAUAAGACCCAGGCCACGCCUGCAGUCCGACGUCUGGCCAUGGAGAACAAUAUCAAGCUGAGUGAGGUGGUGGGGACAGGGAAGGACGGGCGCAUCCUGAAAGAGGACAUCCUCAACUUCCUGGCCAAGCAGACGGGGGCCAUCCUGCCCCCCUCCCCGUUCCAGGAGAUUGAGCCGCCCCCACCCGCUGCUGCUGCAGGACCACCUGCUGCCACGCCCAAAGAGAAAGUGCCCCCACCGAGCAUCCCCCGCCCUGUGGCCCCCAUGCCAGUGUUCACUGGCAAGGACGUUACUGAACCUCUCAAAGGUUUCCACAAAGCCAUGGUGAGAACCAUGACCGCUGCCUUAAAGAUCCCACACUUCGGUUACUGUGACGAGGUGGACCUGACCAAGCUGGUGCGCCUGCGCUCGGAGCUGAAGGACCUGGCCGUGUCCCGCGGCGUCAAGCUCAGCUACAUGCCUUUCUUCAUCAAGGCAGCAUCCCUGGGACUGCUGCACUUCCCCAUCCUGAAUGCCUCUUUGGAUGAGAGCUGCCAGAACAUCACCUACAAGGCGUCCCACAACAUCGGCCUGGCCAUGGACACGGUGCAAGGCCUCAUCGUGCCCAACAUCAAGAACGUGCAGCUGCUGAGCGUCUACGACAUCGCCCUGGAGCUGAACCGCCUGCAGACCAUGGGAUCCACGGGCCAGCUGGGCACUGCAGACCUCACGGGGGGCACCUUCACCCUCUCCAACAUCGGCUCGAUUGGAGGCACCUAUGCAAAGCCGGUGAUCCUACCCCCAGAGGUGGCGAUUGGAGCCCUGGGGAAAAUCCAGGUGCUGCCCAGAUUUGACGCCAAGGGCGAGGUGGUGAAAGCACACAUCAUGAACAUCAGCUGGUCUGCCGACCACAGGAUUAUAGACGGAGCCACCAUGUGUAGGUUUUCCAACAUGUGGAGGGCUUAUCUGGAGAACCCGGCCUCCAUGGUCAUUGACCUCAAAUGAGCACACAGCACUUCGGAAGCCCCAGUGCGAAACUGCGGAUCAUGUAGUGCUGUUAAACUGACCUCCCGGGUGCUGUUGCUGCUGGCUUCUGAAUUCUUUUUUCUAUUCCCUCUCCCCCUUGCUGUUCUCCUGGAUGUGGCUGCACAGUGCAAGGACAUUAUAGCAUUUGCAGCCACGUGAAGAAAGUCAACAGCAGGGUCAUUCCUUCUUUUUUGUGUGCUCACUUCCGAGUCCUUCUCUCCCUCAUCAUUGCCUUACUGACACAAGAUGGUUACAAAAGAAAGCUAAACGAGAAGGCGUACCCUCCCCCUGGUAGCGAGCUGAGAUCUUGUGGAAGAGAGUUGGUAGGUGAUAAAUGCACACAGUUAUUAGAAGGUCUUCUCCAAACACUACACGGUUUCACAGACCCAAGGAUAAAGUUCCAGGACAAAGGGCUUGUUUUUGUGCUGAAUGGGGUUAGCAUGUAAAUCUGUGAUACCCAGGGAUGCGAACGGUUUCUGUUACAGAAGGGCAUAUAACAACUUUGUUUGCCAGAUUUCUAGUUUGUUUGAACAAUUUAUAUGUUUCUAAGGUGCUGCUUUUGUAGUGCUCUGUACUUCACUAGAACCCAUUUCUUUCCACACUGUCUGGAUAUGUCAUAAACAUUGUUAACAGAGAAUGUGGUUAAGUUGAGGGUGGAAUAUUUGUAUUACUAGGUUGCUUGGGGAUUGUGGGAAAUUAUUAUACACUACUUGUUCGGGGAGUCUGCUACUUGCAGGGACAAAUACCAUGACAGGAUUUCAUAAUAUCCAACAGCAACUGGUCAGGUUUUCUGGUGUGGAUCUUGAAUAACAAAGAAAAAGGUUAAUAAAACUGGUGUGUAAGAGAUCAUGUUGUUUGUUCUCAUUCAUGAUGUGACAUUGUGUAACAAUAAAUAAACAUUGACUCUACGUUAA
This is a messenger RNA of Conger conger (European conger), 2720 nucleotides long. It is a transcript of the gene dbt, whose product is annotated as dihydrolipoamide branched chain transacylase E2. The record is from RefSeq and is a predicted model, not a curated record. The transcript has 11 exons. NCBI's taxonomy places the organism in Eukaryota, Metazoa, Chordata, Actinopteri, Anguilliformes, Congridae. Gene Ontology annotation, cellular component: mitochondrion; cytoplasm. Bases 520 to 1785 code for a protein of 421 amino acids. Gene Ontology annotation, molecular function: acetyltransferase activity; lipoic acid binding.